This is a messenger RNA of Zea mays, 1155 nucleotides long. RefSeq names its product short-chain dehydrogenase ptmH. Gene Ontology annotation, cellular component: endoplasmic reticulum. The record is from RefSeq and is a predicted model, not a curated record. The transcript has a single exon. NCBI's taxonomy places the organism in Eukaryota, Viridiplantae, Streptophyta, Magnoliopsida, Poales, Poaceae. The coding region runs from base 48 to 917 and encodes 289 amino acids.
GCGGCGGUCUCCCAAGCACGCACCCGCACUCGCAGUCACACCGCCUCAUGGCGACCGACGACGGCGAGGGCCAGCAGCCGGUGGUGCUCAUCACGGGGUGCGCCAAGGGCGGGAUCGGGUACGAGUACUGCCAGGCCUUCGCGGGCCUCGGCUGCCGCGUGGUGGCCACCGACAUCCCCGACCAAGUCCCCGGCCUUGCCGCCGACCUCGCGGGCACGCCGGCCGCGGAGGCGCUCCCGCUCGACGUGACCUCGGACGCCAGCGUGGGCGCCGCCGUCAGCGACGUGCUGGCGCGGCACGGCCGCCUGGACGUGCUGCUCAACAACGCCGGCGUCGGCUGCACGGGCCCGCUCGCGGAGCUGGCCCCCGCCGCCGUGUCGCGCGCGCUCGACGUCAACUUCCUGGGCCAGGUCCGCACCGUGCGCGCUGUGGCGCCCCACAUGGCGGCGCGCGGGUCCGGCCGCAUCGUCAAUGUCGGCAGCGUCGUGGGCAACGCCGCCACGCCCUGGGCCGCGCCCUACUGCGCGUCCAAGGCCGCCGUGCACGCCGCCACCGACGCGCUCCGCCUCGAGCUCCGCCCCUUCGGGGUGCACGUCGUCAAGGUCGUGCCGGGGGCCGUCAGGUCGGGGCUGGGACGCGCCAACGCCGCGCACCUCGCCUCCCACCAGGAGUGGCGCAUGUACCGGGACUUCGCACCGGCCAUCGAGGAGCGCGCGAGGGCGUCGCAGACGGGGAAGGCCACGGACGCUGCCGUCUUCGCCAGGCACGUGGCGCGCCGGGUCAUGAGCGCGCGGCCGCCCAGGGAGAUCGUCUACGGCAACAUGACGCUGCUGUUCGCCGCGCUCGCCGUGUCGCCUGCGUGGGUGCGCGACGCCUUCUUUGCCAACCGCUUCGGGCUCAACAAGAAGCAGCGCUAGUUCAUCACAUCACUAGCACGUGUUCUUCUUGCGUUGGCCGAUCCAGUUCUCCACUCCGCCGAAUAACCGACGAGUCACCCACACCCGGCCACCCUGCAUCUUCAUCAUCUUCUUUUCUUUUCAUUUGAUAUGAAGUAAGCAACCAAAGCAUGAAUCUUCUUUUACUACUAGCACCUGUCUGUCAACGAAAAAACGCUUAAAACAUCAGCAUUCGUUAACAAUUGUGCUGUUCUUUCAA